CUGCCUAACAUGUCUGGGGACUACAGCUACGACUCCACAUCUCCUGUGGACGACUACGUGGCCUUCAACCUCACCGAUCUCUUCUGCAAGAAAACCAACGUCAGGCAGUUUGCCAGCCACUUCCUCCCGCCCCUGUACUGGCUCGUGUUCGUCCUGGGCACCGUGGGCAACAGCCUGGUCGCCCUUGUCUACUGGUACUGCACGAGAGUGAAGACCAUGACCGACAUGUUCCUCCUGAACCUGGCAAUCGCCGACCUUCUCUUUCUGGUCACCCUCCCCUUCUGGGCCAUCGCUGCUGCUGACCAGUGGAAAUUCCAGACCUUCACGUGUAAGGUGGUCAAUGGACUCUUCCGGAUGAACUUCUACAGCUGCGUGCUGCUGCUCAUGUGCAUCAGUGUGGACAGGUACAUCGCCAUCGCGCAGGCCAUGAAGGCACAGGUGUGGAGGCGGAAACGCCUCGUGUACAGCAGAAUGGGCUGCUGUGCUGUCUGGGUGCUGGCCGUGGCGCUCUGCCUCCCAGAGGUCCUGUACAGCCAAGUCAAGAGGGAGUCUGGAGUGGCUGCCUGCACCAUGGUGUACCCGGGGGGCGAGAGCGCCAGAGUGAAGUCCGCGGUCCUGACCCUGAAGGUCGUCCUGGGCUUCUUCCUGCCCUUCGUGGUCAUGGCCUUCUGCUACACCAUCAUCAUCCACACCCUGAAGCAGGCUAAGAGGUCGUCCAAGCACAAGGCCCUCAAGGUGGCCACCGCCGUCCUCACCGUCUUCGUCUUGUUGCAGUUCCCCUACAGCUGCAUCCUGCUGCUGCACACCGUAGACGCCUACGCCGUGUUCAUCUCCAGCUGCGCCACGUCCAUCAACAUCGACCUCUGUCUCCAGGUCACUCAGACCCUUGCCUUCUUCCACAGCUGCCUGAACCCCAUUCUCUAUGUUUUUGUGGGUGAGAGGUUCCGCCGGGAUCUUGUGAAAACCCUGAAGAACUUGGGGUGCAUCAGCCAGGCCCAGUGGGUGUCCUACACCAGGCGACAGGGAAGCCUGAAGCUGUCAUCCAUGUUGCUGGAGACGACGUCUGCAGCGCUGCCCCUGUGAGGACCUUCCCCUUGGAGGCCCUCGGUCCUUCCGGCAGCCCUGGGACAGGCAGGCCCUGUUUCCCACUGAGAGACCAGAGGGUCCACAGGGUAGAAAGAAGUGAGUGGGGAACGCAGAAAGGGGUAACUGAAAAGCAUUAUCACGUUCAGCCUUAACUUUCCACAACUGACUGCUCCAGAGUCCACCGCCGGGCACAUUCCGGAGGAGGACGGAGAAGCAGGGGCAAGGUCCUGGGUUCGAACUGCUGACCUGGAACAGCCUCGGGGUGUCUCAGUGCUCUGGGAGCUGUCCUGGCUUCAGACAGCAAAGCCUUGCCGGACGCGUCCGUUUCGGGACGUCUCCCUUGUGGGUUUGAGCCUGAGCCCCCCACCAGCUCCCACAGUUUCUCUCUCUAGAACCUUUCCUAACAAUCGCAGAUCCCUUUGCUCUGGUGCCUUUGGUCCCUGGAGGUCCUUACUUCUCUUUGGAAGCCAAGUGCAGGACUGGUCAGGGAGCCCCCGGACAACUGACCACACCCACAAGCCACCAGUCUCUCGGCUGCCACUGCAUUUCCGGGCCUGCGGGAGGCCUGGGCUGCCACACGUGGCUGUGGG
Messenger RNA from Heterocephalus glaber (naked mole-rat), 1676 nucleotides. It is a transcript of the gene Ccr9, whose product is annotated as C-C motif chemokine receptor 9. NCBI's taxonomy places the organism in Eukaryota, Metazoa, Chordata, Mammalia, Rodentia, Bathyergidae. Gene Ontology annotation, molecular function: C-C chemokine receptor activity; C-C chemokine binding. Gene Ontology annotation, biological process: calcium-mediated signaling; cell chemotaxis; positive regulation of cytosolic calcium ion concentration. Gene Ontology annotation, cellular component: membrane; external side of plasma membrane. The record is from RefSeq and is a predicted model, not a curated record.